Molecule: messenger RNA, 808 nt
Organism: Cuscuta epithymum
Lineage: Eukaryota; Viridiplantae; Streptophyta; Magnoliopsida; Solanales; Convolvulaceae
Source: the annotation of a GenBank genome assembly
UACUCCGUGAAUAUCUCGAGAUAUUUUUAAUUUCUUUUGAAACCCAAAUUAUGAUUUUGAUACAUUUUAGAUAUCGAAGAAAAAUGAAUAACUAUGAUAAAAAAAAAAUGAAUAACUUGGACAUGAAAAGUUUAGCAUGGCACCAUGGUCAUCAGCUUUCCACGUGUCCACGAUCCACGCACAACACAUGGACAAAUGUGGUCAACGCAAGCCAUGUGGCAAGCCACGUAAACGCGCGCGCCAACGUUUCAAUAUUCUGAUGAUGAAUGUUUCUCUUCUCAUCUCAUCAAUAUCAAUAUAUAAUACACACCAAUUACCAUACGGUAAUAAAACAAAGAAAUAUGGCCUUCUUAAUGAUGAAGAAAAUUGUUCCAAUUGUUUUCGCGUCAAGGAAAAUGACAAGGCCUUCAUUUUUUCUACAAACUACAUUUAAAGCAAAUCCUAUCUCGGCCACGGCGGGUUCAUCCUCCGGCAAACCUCCGCCGGAGUUCCCCGCGGCGCCACCCCCGGAUAUGCCCACCGAGUCAUCUGAGGUUCCUCAAGCCCCCAGCGUGCCUGACUAUGACCGGACUCCACCAGAGAUGCCUUCCGGUCCACCGCCGCCUCAGCCGAAGACCGACGAGUCAACCCGAGACGAUGACCCUUAUUCGCCCGGUCCGGUUUUGCCUAAUCCUCAUCAAAGCCAGACUAGUAGGGUGGUUCAACCCCAUGGGGCUGAAGUCAAGACUCCCAUCUUGCCAGAGCUCACUCACUUUUUGGGUUUAAGGACAUCUCUCUCGGAUUGAGUUUUGUUUGUGUCAUAGAUCAC